Molecule: messenger RNA, 1098 nt
Organism: Porites lobata
Lineage: Eukaryota; Metazoa; Cnidaria; Anthozoa; Scleractinia; Poritidae
Source: the annotation of a GenBank genome assembly
AUGCCUGCCUUCCUCACAUCAAUGCAAAAUGAAAUUGACAGACUCCUUAAAGAUGCAAAGGAAGAGGUCACAAAACAGUAUACUAUAAUAUCAAGAAUGUUCACGUUACUAACUCCAUCAAACAGACCAAACUCUAUAAUCUUUGUUAAGUGAUUGUUCUGAUGAAGCUGUUUUAGACCAUGAAGAUCCACAUUCUGAAUAAUGUAAUAAUUAUUAUGUUCUCUUUACAUUUAAUUACAGGAAAACUUGCAGAUGAGCAGAUUGAAUUGGCAGGCUUUGAUCAAUCCGAUGGACCACUAACAAAGCAUUUGGACGUGGUCCUGAAGGAAAUGAAUGUUGAGCGACAGGCCUACCAUGGAAAAUCAUUCAUUGCUAACCACGUGCACACCUGUUGCAAGGUAACAUACACUCAAACUUAAAUAAGACAUGAAAACUACAAAGAGGCAAACACACGAACUGCCAUUAAUGAUACAAUUUGUUGCUGUCUUUUUCUUUAGGCAACCAAUAUCAAUAAAUUACGCAGUGCUGUAGUGGCAAUAACAGAAGAGCUGUGUCCUUCCUUGCUUUCUAAGGCAAGAGAAAUUAGUGUCAAGUUUGAACAAGCCUUCAAAUUAUUUGCUGCUUGCCUUUUUGUCUAUGAUAGUGCAGAAUACCUCGAUGAAGAGAAGGUCGACCAGCUAGGUAGGUGAAAUAACAAACUGAGUUUUUUUGUAACACAGACAAUAAAAAUGUUCUGUAUCUGGUCAGUAAGUUAAGUCUCAUUCACCUUUUCUAGAUGCAGACAGCAAAAAGCUCCUGCAGUUUACCAGAGAAAACCUCCAAGGCGUAGCAAUCACACCAAAGCUUCACAUGCUCAAAGACCAUGUGUGCCCGUUUCUAAGACAAUGGCACAUGGGCCUUGAAUUCUACGGUGAACAAGGGAUCAAAGGAAUCCAUUCCGAGUUCAACACACACUCACAGCAUUUUAAUCACGUCAAGAAGGAGGAUGUGAGAUUGCGGCAGAUACUAGUUAAUCAUCAUAUUGCCAUGAGCCCAUCACUCACACGAAAAGCUCCAAAGCCUAAAGAAAGGAAUUUAAAGCGAAAAGCAAACGAAUAA